This is a messenger RNA of Amblyraja radiata (thorny skate), 878 nucleotides long. RefSeq lists its product as uncharacterized. The transcript is spliced from 5 exons. The record is from RefSeq and is a predicted model, not a curated record. The coding region runs from base 77 to 511 and encodes 144 amino acids. NCBI's taxonomy places the organism in Eukaryota, Metazoa, Chordata, Chondrichthyes, Rajiformes, Rajidae.
CCGCUGUGUGUACGGGUGUUGCCAGGAGACCAGCUAUCUCCUCUGUCACGUCAGGCGACUGGAUAGUGAGAGGGAAAUGAGCAGAACGGGACAGGCCAGAGCCAUAGUGGCUGAUUCUGUAACCCACGCGGCGUGCAUCAUUCAAACUCUCGGAAUAAAUAAGCCCAGAGCUGAAGGGAAUAAACUCUGGUGUGGCUCCGCCGCUGCACAAGCAAUGAUGCUGCAUCUGGCUGUACUGUUCUGCCUACCUUUCCUCGUCACAGCCGCUCCCGCCGCCUUGGAGGCUAAAAGUGAGUCAGAUGGUUUUGUGAAGGUGGUUGACUUUGACAGCCUUCCCUUGAAUUAUCAUGAUGAGGAGAAUGAAGAAGAGUUGGUUGGAGACAAAAUUUUCCACAAAUAUGAAAAAAUUGAUAAGGAAACUGAUGAUAUCACCGGAGAUACAAUCCUUUCAGAGAGAGAGGUUAUUGAGGAAGAUGAUGACGAUUUUCCUGAAAAGAGGGUGGGGAUGUAAAAAUCGAGGAAAAAGUAAUCGAACCUCUUCAUUGGCAGCAGUGAACAAUAACAUUAAUAACGGCAGCUUCAAACAACAGCAUAAGGACUGGUGAAUUGACUAGUGCGAGUGAUUUUUAUACUUCCAUUUAUAUUCAAUAUACUCAGGGUGAAAGAUCCAUCCAUUGUUAUUUUAUAAUAGGCAACAUUUGAAAUAAAUAAAUUUUACUCUGUAAAAAUAUAUGGCAUGUGAAAACAUUUUAAUGUCUGGGUCCCACAGGACCCAACUCCCGGACCCCAUAAAAUGAAAAGUAAAGUCAAAGUUUGUUGGAGAUGCUAAUGAUCAAAAUAAAUAGCACUGAUACCAAUAAAGAUAUAUACAAUAACAA